Saccostrea cuccullata (small rock oyster) is the source of this 572-nucleotide messenger RNA. Its product is annotated as transmembrane emp24 domain-containing protein 6-like. Bases 1 to 522 code for a protein of 173 amino acids. Gene Ontology annotation, biological process: endoplasmic reticulum to Golgi vesicle-mediated transport; Golgi organization; intracellular protein transport. The record is from RefSeq and is a predicted model, not a curated record. Gene Ontology annotation, cellular component: Golgi apparatus; endoplasmic reticulum-Golgi intermediate compartment; COPII-coated ER to Golgi transport vesicle. NCBI's taxonomy places the organism in Eukaryota, Metazoa, Mollusca, Bivalvia, Ostreida, Ostreidae. The transcript has 3 exons.
AUGAUUCCUGCAUUCUUUUUACAGGUUCUUCGAGGCGGUGAUCGUAUGGUAGACUUUUAUGUGAAGGAUGGUUAUAAUAAUAUGAUCAAAGAAAUUAUUUACAAAUCAGAGGGGAGUAUAGAAUACACGGCUCCUGUCACUGGCAAUUAUCAGAUAUGUGUUCAAAAUAUUCAUAGCAGAUUUUUAUCGAAGCUUGUAUACAUUUAUAUUGUGACGGUGGUUGAAGAAGAAUGGACCAAGUAUGUAGCCGAAAUAGAGGGAUUGCAAACAACAGUUCAAAAUUUCAUGACUUCAAUCUCAGAGUUUCAAAAGUCCAUAGACCAAGUACGAUUGCACCAAGCCACUAGCAGAAUGAACGUUAUAAAGGACUGGUAUUUACUGACCGGAAAUAAUGCUUAUGUCAUGUAUUGGUCCGUUUUCCAGAUUGUUUCUAUUUUAGCAACGUCUUGUUUUCAAGUGUACUUUGUAAGGAAAUUAUUUAAUAUCCCAAAUGUGACUCCUUCAUCCAAACCAAGAGCUUAGAAAGAUGACAGCAAACCUAAUAUAUAAAACAGAAGACUUUUUAUUUUAUU